AUGGCCGAAGCCAAAGCCUUCGCAGGUGGCGCGGGCGACCCGGCACUGGCCCCAACAGAGGCUGGGGCCUUCAAGCGUGGGGCUUCGAACUUCCAGAACUGGAUCGCCCCGGCCUCGGCCUUCCCGCCCGAGCCGGACCGAUACCACCUCUACAUUAACUACACCUGCGGCUGGUGCCACCGUGUGCUGGUGGUCCACGCUCUCAAGCGCAUCCCAGCGAGCGUCGUCUCUGUCUCGGCCACGGCGAACUACUUCUGGGGUGGCGGCCUGGGCUCUGACGACUACUCGGGCUGGGCCUUCGAUGCUGAAAAUCCGGAUCCUGUCCUCAAUGCCAAGCACACACGCGACAUCUAUCUAACGGACUCGCCUGACUAUGGCCGCAGGCAGCUCAGCGUACCCAUCCUCUUCGAUAAGAAGACUCGCAAGAUCGUCAGCAACGACAACAUCCAGAUUGGCUACAUCCUGAACUCGUGCUUGGACGAUCUGCUCGAUGAGGAGGGGAAGAGUCUUGACCUCUACCCGAAGGAGCUCCGGGCCCAGAUUGACGAAUUGAACACGUUGAUCUACCCCAACAUCAACGACGGGGUCUACCGCGUGGCCUUUGCGAAGGAGCCAGAGUUGAAGGAGCAGAUGCGGGAGAAUGUUUUCAAAGCCCUGGCAGAGGUGGAAGCAAUUCUCUGCAAGUCCAAGGCGAAGGCGGUUGCCGAGGGCCGUGAGAAGUUCCAGCUGGUGGCGGAGUCUGGGGACGGCCUUUCGCUGGCAGAUGUCCGCGCUUUCCCGCACCUCAUACGCUUCGACACCUGCUACUUCACGGCCUUCAAGUGCAACAUACGCCGCCUCAACUCGGGGGAAUACCCCCACAUCAUGGAGUGGCUGCGCCGCAUGUACAUGAUGCCCGAGGUCAAGCAGACUUGCAAGAUUUACCUUGCCUGCAUGGGCUACAACCGCGACCAUGGAGAUGGCGCUGGAGAGCGGGCCUGGAAAGAGGAGAGGUACGACUGGCUGGAAGCCUAG
Molecule: messenger RNA, 1014 nt
Organism: Symbiodinium natans
Lineage: Eukaryota; Dinophyceae; Suessiales; Symbiodiniaceae
Source: the annotation of a GenBank genome assembly